AUGAACUCUUCUCUCCUGCUAGUGUCCUUUACACUUGGCAUCUUACUGUUACAUCGCCUGUUCCGCCUCUCCAUUUGGCGUCGACGUCUACCUCUUCCUCCCGGCCCCAAGGGACUCCCGCUCAUCGGGAACCUUUGGGAUGUGCCCGCAGAAUACCCGUGGCUUACCUAUGCCCAAUGGGCUACUACCUACGGCGACGUCUUUUAUUUGGAUACUCCCGGAAAUCCGACCGUUGUAAUCAACUCUGCUGAAGCGGCUGCGGAUCUGUUCGAAAAACGUUCUGGAAAUUAUUCCGAUAGACCAGAUUUCACUAUGACCAAGUUAUCCGGGUGGGGGAAUAUCAUAACUUUCAUGAGAUAUUCGAACUGGUGGAGAAAGCAUCGCCGAAUGUUUCACGAAUACUUCCAGCUUCGUGCCGUUCCUGCGUAUUAUCCUGUGCAGAUGAAAGCGACAUCGGUCUUGUUACAACAGCUCCUUCGAUCUCCCGAUGCAUUUUCUCAUCACGUCCGCCACCAUGCCGGUUCAAUCAUCAUGAAAACUGUCUAUGGAUAUGAUGUCGAUCCAAAUGGCGAUCGAUUUGUGGGCAUUGUAGAUCGAGCUAUGGAAAGUAUUCGUAUCAUUGGGAACAUAGGAACCUUUCUCGUUGACUACAUCCCAGGUUUGAAAUACCUUCCGCGGUGGUUCCCCGGUACGAAUUUUCUGACCUUGGCGGACGCCUGGAGAAAAGAUGUCGCGGCCAUGGAAGAAGAACCGUUUGAAUACGCCUCAAAUCCAGUGGCCAGUGGCGCGGCGCCCUCUUCAUUUGUCUCUGUAAAUCUAGCAAAGAUGAACAGUGUCGAUGUGUCUGAGAAGGCGACACAUCUUGAAGUCAUCCGGAAUACAGCUUCGGUAGCCUUCGCCGCGGGCGCUGACACUACCGUGUCAGCCGUCCUUUCUGUGAUGCUCGCUUUCCUUCUUUACCCUGAAGUACAAGCUAAAGCUCAAGCCGAGAUGGAUGCUGUGGUCGGUCACACCCGGCUGCCAAAUUUCGAUGACCGCGAACAGCUACCAUAUCUUAACGCUGUUGUAUUAGAAGCAUUGAGAUGGAAUCCUGUUGUACCGUUGGGUGCCGCCCAUCGUAGUGUGAAAGAAGAUAUUUAUAGAGGUUAUUACAUCCCUGCAGGUACGACCGUGGUCGGUAACGUUUGGGCCAUACUGCACGACGAAAAAGACUAUCCAAACCCGCUAGUCUUCGAUCCCGACCGGUUCAUACCUGGAGAUGGGAGAGAACCCCAGCCGGAGCCCACAGCCGCGUUUGGUUUCGGUAGACGUAUUUGUCCUGGCCGUCAUCUCGCAUUGAACACCGCGUGGAUUGCCGUCGCGUCUAUAGUGGCAACAUUAUCGUUUUCCAAGGCCGUGGAUUCUGAAGGACGUGUCGUCGAACCGAGCGAUAGUUAUACAGAUGGAUUUCUAAGCUUUCCCAUGCCUUUCAAAUGCACAAUCAAGGCGCGUUCCGCUCAGGCGAAAGCAUUAAUAGAUUCCGACGAAUUGUAA
Desarmillaria tabescens is the source of this 1533-nucleotide messenger RNA. RefSeq names its product cytochrome P450. The record is from RefSeq and is a predicted model, not a curated record. Lineage: Eukaryota; Fungi; Basidiomycota; Agaricomycetes; Agaricales; Physalacriaceae. The coding region runs from base 1 to 1533 and encodes 510 amino acids. Gene Ontology annotation, molecular function: heme binding; oxidoreductase activity, acting on paired donors, with incorporation or reduction of molecular oxygen; iron ion binding. The transcript is spliced from 13 exons.